AUGGCUACUCUUACCACUACAAGACUCGGCGGUAAACUUGCCGGUAAAAAUGUCCUGCUCAUCGGAGGCACAGCAGGCAUAGGACUCGCCGUUGCUAGGGGAGCUCUUCAAGAAGGUGCUCAUAUCACGAUAAGCUCGUCAUCAUCUGACAAGGUCACCAAAUCAGUCGAACAGCUCCGCGCUGAUUUUCCGUCAGACAACGUCAAUCAUAUUCGUGGUUAUAAGGCAGAUCUUUCCAUUAAAGCACAGAUUGAGAGCGCAGUUGACGGACUUCUCAGUUACGCCGCCAAUGGCUCUACCAUCGACCAUAUCGUCUUUACUGCGGGCAAUUCGCUAUCCAUGAAACCUCUUUCCGAAUGCACCGUGGAUGAUUUGGAAGCAUUACUUGUUGUCCGCUUCUAUGGCGCCGUUGCCGUUGCCAAAUACGCCGAAAAAUAUAUGAAAAAGGAAAAGACAUCUUCCAUUACCUUGACCACAGGUGCACAAUCAUACAAGCCCUCGAUUUGGGCUGCGCCGGCGAUUGGCUCUGCCGUGGAAGGUCUCAUGCGAGGCCUGGCUGUGACUUUAGCGCCCAUUCGCGUGAAUACAGUGUCUCCAGGAUUUGUCAAAACAGAUCUUUCAUCAGGAAUGCCACAGGCAGCUAUUGAUAAAUGGGUUGCCGGUACGUUGGUCAAAGAUUGUGGACAUCCCGAAGAGGUUGCGGAGGCAUACUUGUACUUCAUGAAGGAUAACUUUGUCACUGGCACGGAGCUCGCCACGAACGGGGGCGCUUACUUGGCCUAG
This is a messenger RNA of Talaromyces atroroseus, 783 nucleotides long. RefSeq lists its product as hypothetical. Bases 1 to 783 code for a protein of 260 amino acids. The transcript has a single exon. Gene Ontology annotation, molecular function: oxidoreductase activity. NCBI's taxonomy places the organism in Eukaryota, Fungi, Ascomycota, Eurotiomycetes, Eurotiales, Trichocomaceae. The record is from RefSeq and is a predicted model, not a curated record.